This is a messenger RNA of Harmonia axyridis, 1455 nucleotides long. RefSeq names its product eukaryotic initiation factor 4A-III. Lineage: Eukaryota; Metazoa; Arthropoda; Insecta; Coleoptera; Coccinellidae. Gene Ontology annotation, cellular component: nucleolus; catalytic step 2 spliceosome. Gene Ontology annotation, molecular function: mRNA binding; ATP binding; RNA helicase activity. The transcript is spliced from 4 exons. Bases 135 to 1364 code for a protein of 409 amino acids. The record is from RefSeq and is a predicted model, not a curated record.
ACAGAAAAGCUUGUGAUUAAUGUAAGUUAGUAUUCUGAUUGUUGUCAUAUAAAGUGGGAUACGUAGAUUACGUAGUGAUCUACUUUUACUUUAAAAUAUAAAUCUAUCAAUUUCCAUUAAAAGUGGUUGCAAAUAUGGCUAAUAAUGCUGCAAGAUCGGCUUCGGUCGGGGGCCGUAGUGCAGUUUUUGAGGAUUUAACUAAUGUUGAAUUCGAAACUAGUGAAGAUGUUGAAGUAAUUGAUAAUUUCAAUAACAUGAAUUUGAAAGAACAGCUGGUCAGAGGAAUAUUUGCAUAUGGAUUCGAAAGGCCUUCAGCUAUUCAACAAAGAGCUAUAAAGCCAAUAAUGAGAGGAAGAGAUGUUAUUGCACAAGCACAAUCUGGUACUGGUAAAACUGCAACAUUCUCGAUUGCAAUUCUUCAACAAUUAGAUCUGACUCUAAGAGAAACACAAGUUUUGUGUUUAUCACCUACUCGUGAAUUGGCAGUACAGAUCCAAAAAGUUAUUCUAGCUUUAGGAGACUUCAUGAAUGUUCAAUGUCAUGCUUGCAUAGGAGGUACCAAUUUGGGAGAAGAUAUAAGAAAGUUGGAUUAUGGUACACAUGUUGUUAGCGGCACCCCAGGCAGAGUUUAUGAUAUGAUAAGAAGAAGGGCCUUACGUACCAGGAAAGUUACAAUGCUAGUUCUUGAUGAAGCCGAUGAAAUGUUGAACAAAGGUUUUAAAGAGCAAAUUUAUGAUGUUUAUAGAUAUUUGCCACCCUCAACCCAGGUUGUUCUGAUUUCAGCCACUUUACCACAUGAAAUCUUGGAAAUAACUUCCAAAUUUAUGACGGAUCCUAUAAGAAUUCUUGUUAAGCGUGAUGAGUUGACAUUGGAAGGAAUCAAACAAUUUUUCGUAGCUGUCGAGCGUGAAGAAUGGAAAUUUGACACACUAUGUGAUUUAUAUGAUACUUUAACCAUCACACAAGCUGUUAUAUUCUGCAACACCAAGCGUAAGGUAGAUUGGUUGACAGAAAAAAUGAGGGAAAACAACUUCACUGUCAGUUCUAUGCAUGGAGAUAUGCCCCAAAAAGAAAGAGAUGGAAUCAUGAAGGAAUUCAGGUCCGGACAAAGCAGAGUACUCAUCACAACAGAUGUUUUGGCUAGAGGUAUCGAUGUACAACAGGUCAGUUUGGUUAUCAACUACGACCUUCCCAACAACAGAGAAUUGUACAUUCAUCGUAUUGGUCGCUCUGGAAGAUUUGGUCGCAAGGGUGUCGCUAUAAACUUUGUCAAGUCUGAUGAUAUCAGGAUUCUCAGAGAUAUUGAACAAUAUUAUUCAACACAGAUUGAUGAAAUGCCAAUGAACGUAGCAGAUUUGAUUUAAUUUAUUAUUUUUUUUUUAUACUAUUUGGAUUGAUAAUGUAUAUGAAUUACUUUUUAUUUGAAUUAUGACUAAAUAUAAAAUUAUGACAAAA